AUGUCCGAUCCGUUUGCGAAAAUCGGAGCGGUGUUGGAGUCAGCCAAAGAGCUGACUCUUGAAGCUGCAGUAUCAGCAUCAUCACGACUUCUGGUAGACGACGCUCCCCUGUCAGCGGAGGAAAUCAAAAAGCUUCUUAAUGCGCGCAGCGACCGUGACAGAUUGGCGGGUAUGCGCCAGGUCAUUGGUUUCAUGUCCAAGGGCAGAGGAGAGGAAGCUCAGCAGUUCUUUCCGGACGUGAUGCGAAACACGGCGUCCCAGUCUCUUGACAUGCGCAAGCUCGUGUUUGUGUAUCUGAUCCGUUACGCUCCCAUGGAGCACGAUCUGGCUCUUAUGAGCGUCAACACCAUUCAAAAGUCGCUCUCUGAUUCGUCUCCCACUGUCAGAUCUCUCGGAGUCCGAGUUCUUAGCUCCCUGAGGGUCCCGGCCAUCUCAGGAAUUGUUCUCUUUGCUAUCAAGAAGGGUGUGACCGAUGUUUCGCCAUUAGUCCGAAGAGCUGUCGCAGGAGCUAUCGCCAAGUGCUACGACGUGGAUCCUUCCACAUUCCCACAGUUGGUCGAGUUCUUGCAGCAGCUGCUGGCCGACAAGAACGUUCAUGUUGUCGGGUCGGCUAUCAUGUCCAUGCUUCUCAUCUGCCCCGACCGCCUCGACCUCAUCCAUCCCAUCUACAGGCGUCUCUGCAGAAUCAUCCCCCAGCUCGACACGUUCGCAGCAGCUUCCGUCAUUGAUCUGCUAGUAAGAUACAACCGUACCAAUAUUGCGCCACCAAAGGGCAACAAUUCUGUCGACGCGGACACAGCUCUGCUUUUGUCGGCUCUUUAUCCGGCCAUUGAGAACUCAUUGUCGCCUGUCUUCAUCAUGAGUGCAGUCAGUGCAGUCUACGCUCUAUGCCCUGGACAAGUCCAGCCGGUUUACCAGGAGACCAUCGAGGUGGGACUCGUGAGAUUGCUCAAGAAUGAGACCUUGGAAGUCGCUCUGACCAUGAUCAAGCAAAUUAUUCUUCAGAGAGACCAACCCAACGCAUUUUCCACCCAUGUUCAUCGGUUUGUGGUCUUUCCCGACGACACCGCGUCCGUGGCUCUGCUAAAAAUUGCCAUCAUGGCUUCAAUCAAGGGCCCACGACAGUUUGUGUUGUCGGAACUCAAGCAUUAUGCUACCUCCACCUCUUACGAGCGCGAGGUUCAAGCAGCCGCUGUCUCGGCCAUUGGAUCCUGCGCCUCUGGGGGAACUAACAAGGAGUCCGACUCUCUGGUCACGUGGUUGCUUCGUCAGAUUCGAUCUGAAGCACCCACUUUGUCCGAGUGUCUUACCUGUGUGCGUUUGUUGAUUCAACAGCAGCCUCAGAAGCACGUCGCCACGGUGACUAAGCUGGCCAGAAUUUAUACUACGCUUGACACAUCGGCUGAGACAUCUCCUGCUAAGGCUUCUGUGGUUUGGCUUGUCUCCGAGUUCGUGUCUGUCGCCCCCGAAGUUGGAGAGGCUCUUCUUUACUCGGCAUUAAAAAACGUUGCAUAUGAGGACACACCUGUUCGAGCCCAGAUUAUGGAUCUGGCUUCCAAGGUGUACCUGUUCCGAAUCAAUGAGGUUGGCAAGGCAGCUGAAGGAGAACUCACUGAAGAAAAACAGAUUGAGUUUUCCAGGUCGUUUGUUGGACAGUUGUAUUCGCACGCUCUCUACUGUGGUCGAUUUGAUCCUUCAUAUGAGAUCCGAGAUAAGGUGCGACGUCUAGGAGCGUUACUCAGCAAUCCUGCAUCUACUGAACUGGCUACCCUAAUGCUCCAGGCUCCCAAGCAGGCUCCCAAGGUGGACAGCACAAACACCGAGGGCGGUUUGGAGCUUAACACUGCUUCUGCGGUACUUGGAACACCUCUUAGUGGGUAUGUUUCCCUGCCUCCUUGGGAAAAGGAUCUCUCUGUUCUUCCUGAUGCUCGUCUACGAGAUGAACCUGAGGAGGUGGUUCACAUGGACACCGAGAAGGUAGUUACAGGUAUCAGUCACAAGGAACUGCCGUCAAUGUCUUCCAAUGGUACUAAUGGUAUGACUGCCACCAAGCCCAAGCUGCAGAAGCAGACACUUGAUGAGUUCUUCGCUGAUACUGUUGGGAGCGAAGACAGUAGCGAGGAGGAGGAAUGCGACAGUGAUGACGAUGAUGGUGAGGAGGAAGACGAGGAGGAGAAAGACGAGGAGGAAGAAGACGAGGAGGAAGAAGACGAGGGGGAAGAAGACGAAGAGGAGGAGGAAGACGAGAGCUCGGAAGAAGAUUCAUCUGACGACGAUCAGCCUGCUUCCCAAUCUCCAGUCCCCGCUUCUCAGUCCCUUCUUCAUGAAGAAAACCCGUUCGCCAACAGCUAG
Molecule: messenger RNA, 2352 nt
Organism: Yarrowia lipolytica CLIB122
Lineage: Eukaryota; Fungi; Ascomycota; Dipodascomycetes; Dipodascales
Biological process (GO): vesicle-mediated transport; intracellular protein transport
Cellular component (GO): membrane coat
Source: RefSeq, a predicted model, not a curated record